Molecule: messenger RNA, 1152 nt
Organism: Carassius gibelio (silver crucian carp)
Lineage: Eukaryota; Metazoa; Chordata; Actinopteri; Cypriniformes; Cyprinidae
Product: mannose-binding protein C
Exons: 4
Coding region: 184-960 (258 amino acids)
Source: RefSeq, a predicted model, not a curated record
CAAAGCCCAUUGCACAUGUGUAUGUUGUGUGGGAAGCAUAUCUGAAAGAGCUCUAUCUCAGAAAAGGAAAUUCACAACAACAAGCAAGAAGACCCUCCUCUCUUAAGUCAGUUGUGUGAUUUCAGUCUUGUGGACUUGUUGGGCAACAGACAUUGCAUCACUUGGACUCCUCCAUUAAAACUGAUGGCGCUGUUACUGUUAAAGCCGUUCCUCUGGGCUCUUCUGCUCCUUCAGUUUGCACUGCAGCUGUUGGAUGGAGCUGAACCACAGAACCUGAACUGUCCUGCAUAUGGAGGAGUUCCUGGCACUCCUGGACACAACGGUCUGCCUGGAAGAGAUGGGAGAGAUGGUAAAGAUGGAGCAAUUGGACCCAAAGGAGAAAAGGGAGAGUCAGGAGUGAGUGUUCAGGGACCACCAGGUAAAGCGGGACCACCUGGGACAGCUGGAGAAAAGGGGGAAAGGGGACCUUCAGGCCCACAAGGGUCUCCUGGAAGUGAAAGUGUUCUUGAAUCCCUGAAAUCUGAGAUCCAGCAACUCAAAGCCAAGAUUGCCACGUUUGAGAAAGUUUCAAGUGUCUGCCACUUCAGGAAAGUGGGACAGAAAUACUACAUCACUGAUGGUGUUGUGGGGAAUUUUGAUCAAGGAUUAAAAUCCUGCAAGGACUUUGGUGGAACAAUGGUUUCGCCAAGAACUUCUGCAGAAAACCAAGCGUUAUUGAAAUUAGUAGUAUCCAGUGGUUUAGGUAGUAAGAAGCCAUAUAUUGGAGUCACAGACAGAAAAACAGAGGGACAGUUUGUGGACACUGAGGGGAAACAAUUGACAUUUACCAACUGGGGUCCUGGUCAGCCUGAUGACUAUAAGGGACUACAAGACUGUGGUGUUAUAGAGGACACUGGCCUUUGGGAUGAUGGCGGUUGUGGUGAUAUACGCCCUAUUAUGUGUGAAAUAGACAUCAAAUAGAAUGUAUGACAUUAUAAUCAUACAGAUCUGCAAUACUAAUAUACUAUAAACAGUGCACAUAGAACACAAAGUUUAAAUCCUCACCCGCUCAAAGCAUGUCCUUCAAAAAAUUAUUCUGCAGUACAUAGAAAAAAUACAAAUAAUAAUUGCUAUACUUUUUGUUUCAACUUAAUAAACAGUUUCUUAUGUCUA